Cydia fagiglandana is the source of this 1826-nucleotide messenger RNA. RefSeq lists its product as uncharacterized. The record is from RefSeq and is a predicted model, not a curated record. Lineage: Eukaryota; Metazoa; Arthropoda; Insecta; Lepidoptera; Tortricidae. The transcript has 3 exons. The coding region runs from base 1372 to 1785 and encodes 137 amino acids.
AUUACUGUCAGACUGUCACAUAAAUAUUAUUAUUUGUACUUAUACACUUUUUCUUCGGUUUAUUUCAAUUACUUGGAAAUGGACAAAUACGGUAGCUAUGAGGUUAGGAUUUUACCUUAGGUUUGUUUUUUUUUCCGCCACCGUUACCUUUCCUUUCCGUAUUUUUUUGUAAUAUUUUACCCUCUUCGCCAUCUGUGACGUCCAGGCUCCGUUGUGUACUGGGUGAUCAAAUGAAACAACUGUUAUCACUCGUGCACUCCGCCAGCCACCCGCACGCCAUGACAUUUCUCCACGGAGUGAAGCUAGCGGGUAGUUGCGUCGUACUGUUUAUUGUGUAAUCGUCACAGUUAUAACUACCCGAAAAUGUACAAAUUGUUUGUUUACUUUUAUAAAAGUACCUAAAGAUACAGAGUAUAGACAGUUUACAUUGAAAGUUAUAUACAACAGUUUAAUUGUUCUAGUUCUAUGUAGGUAUAUAGAGAUUGUUAAGGGGAUCCCCCACGCCAAUGACCUUCGAUCUGGCCGCGUAGCCAAGAUGCCAAUCGCUUACGCUCCGUAGCGAUCGAAACGCAACUGUCACUGUCGCGCUAUUAAGGAAGAGUGAUAGAGAGACAUAAUGCUUUUCGAUGUCGAAGCGAUAGCGAUUGUAACCUUGGCUAGGCCGGCUGAAUCCGUUAGUUUUCUAAUGUUUUUUGUAGCUUAUCAUAUUACCAUCAACGGCUUUAAGCAAUAUAGUAUCCCAUAUUUACUUUAAAAUUCAUUGUCUUCGAGAUAUUUGGCAUCAAAGUUGAACAAUUUUAGGCUAAAAAACUGGUUUUCUGGCCAUAACUUUUGUGUUUUUAGUUUAGAAUUAAAACCUUGGACACGAUUUUCGAGACUUCAAAGACGAACCCAAAUAUGUAGAUUUCGUAAAUGUAAGAUCCUUUACUGCAAACUAGAUACGAAAAAAGUGUUUUUUAGACAAUGUUCAUAAAAUUCAUAAAAAAAUAAGUAUUCAUUUUUUUCAAAAUCCGGUGGACAAAACCGGAGAUAAAAGAUUGAAGAACCGAUAACCGUUUGUUUUAUAAUUCUAUCUGUAGUGCAAAAAAAGGAGAUACGAUUCAAAACCUGUCAAAAAUCGAUGAAAACCUCGGGUAGCCCCUUAAGCUAUCACUGCAAUCAGAGAAUGGUACAUAGACACUUUUACAUAGAUACGCUAGUUUUAAUACUCACUGGACAAUGUGACCAGAACAAUAUGACAUGGUUUACAAGAUAUAUAUCUAAAAUAUAGAUAAAACUAACACCCAUACAACACGGCACGACAACAAUUACUGCAAUAUGACUGCAAUGUUAUAAAUAAAUACCCGUCAUGUAUCAACUUCAGUUUACAAAAUGUUUUAUAUCGUAACGAGUCUCAUAAUAUCAUGUGGUUUCCUAUUUCUAGAUUCUGCGUGCCAGAAUAUGUUGGGGUCCGGCACGUGGUCGGUGAUCUCCACGCAGCCCUGUGAGAACGACGCGGAGAUGCCGUGGCGAGUGCGCCUGCGCCGGCACAAGCUGAACCGCACACACGACGUUUUUGACGCGGAACUGACCGCGCUAGCCGAUAUAGACGAGUCAUUUAGUGGAGAGUACAAGCUAGACAACUACAUGGUGGACACAGAAGAGCUGUCGAAGAAAGGACUGUACGGCGAAUUCCAAGGAACAGGCUACGUAGUGAAGGACGGGCAGGACAUUGCGUGCUACCAAAUGUCCCUUAAGUUCGAGCCAAUUGACGAAUUUGGCUCUGUGUCGUCGCUGUAUGGUUAAUGGGGCUAAACUAUUCUAAAAUAUAUUCCAAAUUAUUAUAA